Molecule: messenger RNA, 858 nt
Organism: Oikopleura dioica
Lineage: Eukaryota; Metazoa; Chordata; Appendicularia; Copelata; Oikopleuridae
Source: the annotation of a GenBank genome assembly
AUGGGACUUUAUCCGACACUCGAAGAUAUGACUGUAGCAAAUGCUAUGAACGCUCAACAAGCACAACAACAACAACGUCAACAAAAUAUGAUCCAAAGCCACUCUAGUGCUCCUUAUCCAACACUGACGCCAGGUUCACGCCCUGAUGAUCCUCCAAACUACUGGAACCAGCAAUCGCAAACAUCUCAAGCUCUUCAACCUGUUCAGCCAUCUUCCAUGGCCGUGGCAAACUACUCAAGCGCCCCUGUUUCAGGCGAGAUGGUCGGAAUUAAGAGAGCUGAGAUCAAAGAUGGCCUCCGAAUGGUGCACAUCUGUGUUGAUCCUGAUUCUAACAAGUUUGGACUCAAGUUGAAAUGCAUCGACGCUGGAGUCUUUGUCAGCUUGGUUGCAAAAGAAUCACCGGCUGCACUCGUAGGAAUUCGCUUUGGCGAUCAAAUCGUGCAAAUCGAUGGCGAAAACCUAGCUGGCAAGUCCUCAGACAAGGCGCUGAAGCUGCUCAAGAAGGCGAAUCCCCAGAGAUGUGAGCUUGUUCUUCGCGACAGGCCAUUGUCCUCCACGAUUACGAUGCAGAAGGAUAGUCAAGGGCAUGUUGGCUUCAAAUUCAGUAAUGGGCGUAUUUCUCACCUCGUGCAAGACUCAUCUGCUGCAAGAAAUGGUUUGCUCAUUGAUCGUCAAAUUUGUGAGGUUAACGGUCAAAAUGUCGUUGGAAUGAAGGACAAACUUAUUUUGGAAAUCCUUGCUGGCUGUGGACGAACCGUAACAUUGACGACUAUGCCAAAAGACGAGUUCGAGCAUUUGUCGAAGAAUGUAAGCAGAAGCAUGUUCAAAUCUAUGGAUCAUUCUAUUCCUGAUGUUUGA